Molecule: messenger RNA, 1338 nt
Organism: Verticillium alfalfae VaMs.102
Lineage: Eukaryota; Fungi; Ascomycota; Sordariomycetes; Glomerellales; Plectosphaerellaceae
Product: FAD binding domain-containing protein
Exons: 6
Coding region: 1-1338 (445 amino acids)
Molecular function (GO): FAD binding
Source: RefSeq, a predicted model, not a curated record
AUGCCGAGUCCGCGGGCGAACAUGACUGUCGGCGUCCUACUGGCCCUGGGCAGUGCGGGCAUGGCCACCAGGAGCUGCGUGUCCCGUUGCUGUUUGGAUUUGAAGAACGUUCCUAGUCUCGAGGGUAAGGUUUACUUUCCCGACUCUGAGGCCUACGAGGCUCGUCUUCAGACGUACUGGUCUGUCUCAGCGGCCCUCGAACCAUGGUGCAUGGUACAGCCGUCGACGGCCGAAGACGUCUCGGUGGCGAUCAAGACAAUCGUGGCAGGUGACUGUCCCUUUGGCAUCCGAGGUGGCGGACACGGCGCGCACGCGCUCUCCAAUGGCGUCGAGCACGGCAUCACGAUCGACUUUGAUGAACGGCACGACCUGGGAUCCCGAAACCAGGCUUGCAUCAGUCCAGCCCGGAGUCAUUGGCAGACCGUGUACGAUGAGCUGGCGCCUUACGGCGUUGCAGUGACGGGCGGCCGAGCGGGCACCGUGGGCACCGGCGGUUUUAUCAGCGGCGGCGGCAAUUCUUUCCACUCGGCGUCGCAUGGCAUGGGUUGCGACACGGUGGCCAACUUUGAGGUUGUGCUCGCGGACGGCUCCAUCGUCAACGCCAACGCGACCAGCAACCCGGACCUCUGGCAGGCGCUCAAGGGCAGCAGCGGGAACCUGGGGCUCAUCACACGCUUCGAUAUGUACCCGAUCGAGUUCCCGGAUCCUGAGCGCCCGGUGGUCUGGGGCGGCAACCUGUACUACGACCUCAAGUCGGGCCCGGCCCUCAUCGACGCGCUGGUGCAGUUUACCGACAAUGUGCACAAGGACGAGAACAGCUCGUCGAUCGUGUACUGGGCACACCUACCCCAGAUUCUCGGAGGCACCAUCCUCAAUGCUGCUGUGGAGAACACGCUGGGUGAGGUCAAGCCGGCGGCGUUCGAGGUGUAUUACGACGUCGAGGGUCUUUACGACGACACGACCAAGGUUGAUACGCUCUCCGCGGUGACCAACGCACUGGGGGCUGGACAGCCCGCAGGGUUCCGAAAUGCCUGGUUCACAGCAUCCUUCAAGAACGACGCACGACCGAUGAACUACGCCCGCGAAAAGUUCCACGAGCUGAUGCAGCGAUCGAGAGAUAGCACCGGCGUCCCGUAUCGAACUUUCAACACGCUUUCUCCACACCCUGACACUCGUCUGAAAUUGCUUCCGAACCUGAUGCGAUUACUGGCGUCAAUACUUCAACGAACCGCACUGGAAGCGAAGCUUGCGUUGCAACACGGAUCAGAUUCAAGCCCGAUUCAGAUGCCUCUCUGCAAGUGGCCCGGCUCGACGUGGGAACUCAAAGCCCGAUCCUAG